ACUACAAAAAAUGUCUGGUCGUGCUCUUGGUGAAAAGAAAAGUUUCCUCCAAUACCUGCAAUCAGUUUACGCAACAACAGAUUCAACUGAUGCCUUACAACUCAACAUUGUUCGUGCUCAUCUACAAAUGAAUGUAUUACAAUGGGAAGCUGAAUAUAUGGAACUAGUACGACAAUAUGUGAAACCUGAACGUGAACUACGACGACGAUUGACGACAACACAUCUCCGGAAAAUUUUGUCUACUGGUGAUACUACUGGUUUUGCUCAUACUCAAAUGACAAAUGUGGAUUUACGUACAAAACGUGCAACUGAAUCGGUGGAUCUACCUCUACUUGAUGUUGGAUUGGAUGGUUAUCCUGAAGAUGUGGAUGUUGGACUCAACGGUAUGACCUAUUGCAUAUCAAACAGCAAUACAUCAAAUACGGCGUUAUCACAACAACCUCGUUUGGGAGAAUCACCUACUUCGAUAUCACCUUGGCUAGAAGAAGAAAGACGGUUGGACUAUAUUUUGGAACAAAUGGAUGCAGAUUAUCUUCAACAACAGGGAAUGCUUUCAAAUUCCACACCUUCGUCAAUGCUACAGCAGUUCACACCAAUCGAAUAUGAUGACAAAAGCACGAAUAUACUGGAUUCAGAUGUUGCUAGACGAUUAUCUUUGGAACUGAUGCAUACUUCUAGUGAUCGAGACAGCGAUGCCAUGAUGGAUGAAGAUAGUAUACGAACAAAAGCAAUAUCAAAGGCAAAGACAAGAUCGACCUCAAACAAUCAUCGUUAUAAAGCCAUAUCCUAUCGUCAAUUGAAUGCUCAUAUUUUAUCCGAAGCGACUAUUCUACGAUCAAAAAGCUCUCCUUCAUCUCCCUCUACUGUACUUGAUCAACAUUUAUCUCGUAUUCCACAACGUACAUCAGCAGAAAGGCGUAAACAAAAUUUGGACUCGACUUCAUCAUCUCGGCAAUCUAGUCAUGGGAAUCGAAAGCGACGUAUUGCAACGAAAUCGUCAGCAGCAGUACCUGUAGAUAGCAAUCAUAAUGACGACGAAACUUCACCUGGAAAAAAAGAUAUUCCUCUCAAUGGAUACCGGUAUGGAUACAAAGGAUCAACGGAACGAUUGCAACAAACAAGCGGUACAUAUGUUCGACCUAGGGCAUCUGCAAGCGCAAGUCGGAUAUAUGCUCAUCAUCAACAUCACCAUCAAGUACCAGGUGGGGACAUCAACAACUUCGACAAAAUUACCCAAGCCUCAGACCAAUAUCAGCUAUACAUUACCACCACCUCCUGGGAAAUUGACCAUGACUUGUAGUAUACCAAGAUCAUCAGGGGCAAACCACAACAUCUUCUUCUUUCUUCCUCAUCUACUUCAAUCCUUCGAACAACCGCUACAAAUACAAGAUCGGUACGUCAACGAUUGGAAAGCAAAUCAUCUAUUGAAGUCUACACUACAGUGCGUGAAUUGGUGCGUGAAGAAUCUGAUGAAGAAUUCCAAGCAACAGAUGUCGAUGAAUCAGAUUCUGACGAGGAAUAAGUGAUGAACAGCAGCAACGACAGGAUGGGAAUAAAGGA
Halteromyces radiatus is the source of this 1560-nucleotide messenger RNA. RefSeq lists its product as uncharacterized. Bases 11 to 1300 code for a protein of 429 amino acids. Lineage: Eukaryota; Fungi; Mucoromycota; Mucoromycetes; Mucorales; Cunninghamellaceae. The record is from RefSeq and is a predicted model, not a curated record. The transcript has a single exon.